Messenger RNA from Apis dorsata (giant honeybee), 2068 nucleotides. RefSeq names its product leucine-rich repeat and IQ domain-containing protein 4-like. Gene Ontology annotation, molecular function: protein binding. Lineage: Eukaryota; Metazoa; Arthropoda; Insecta; Hymenoptera; Apidae. The coding region runs from base 70 to 1845 and encodes 591 amino acids. The transcript is spliced from 5 exons. The record is from RefSeq and is a predicted model, not a curated record.
AAUUUUUAAUCUAAUACUUUUUUGCAUAUAAUAUUUUUUUUUAUAAUAAAUUUUAAUUUUAAUAAAGAUAUGACAAAGGAACAGAACUCAAGAAGUUUAUCAAAUAACACAUUAUUAAGUGCAACAGCACAUAAUAUAAUGUGUGAAAAUGAUUUAAAUAUAUUAUUGAUACAAGAAACUGAUAAAGAAAUUAUAAAUAUGACAAAAAAAGAAAUCAUUGAAAAUUUAUUUUUAUUAGAAAAACAAUCUCACAUAGAAUAUUUUGUUACUAAACCAGUUUUAAAACUUAUUGAUCUUAAUUUAUGCAAUAGUCAACUUUAUAAUAUACCUAAUUCUUUAAACAUGCUAAAAGAAUUGCAAUAUUUAAAUUUAAAUAAUAAUUGUUUAUCUUUCUUAUCAGAUGUAAUUUGUGAAUUACAUCAAUUGAAAAAAUUAUAUGUUUCUCAGAAUAAGUUGAAUCAACUUCCCAAUAAUUUAGGAAAUUUAUUAAAUUUAGAGGUUUUAUCUUUAAAUACAAAUCAUUUAACAAAUCUUCCAGAUUCAUGUGCAAGAUUAAAUAAAUUAGAAGUUCUUUAUCUUAAUGACAAUAAAUUUAAAUGGAUUCCAAAUUGUAUAAGCAAAGGAAUGAAAAAUUUGCAAAUUCUUGAAUUUUCAUGUAAUAUAAAUUCAAAAUUGGAUUUUUAUCCUCUGAGUACUAAUUUAACUACAUUUUAUGCAGAAAAAAAUAAUGUUUGUCUUUCAUUUCCAAAAUGGAUAUUGAAUUCCAGAUAUAAGAAACUUGAAAUUGUAUCACUGAAUGAAACGAGAUUUCAAACAUUAAAUUUGCCAAAGAAAUCAUCUAUAUCCUAUGUUAAAAAAUUAUUGAUGAAACAAUGCAAUCUUAGCACUGAAGAUAUUGAAACCAUAAUUAUUGGAAUGACAAAUCUUGAAGAACUAAUAAUUGGAAAUGGAAAAGUAUGUUAUCAAAAUUUUUUUACAACUAUGCCUAUUAAUACAAAGAAAAUUUUAUCUAGUCUCAAAAUAAUUGACAUAUGUAAUACAGGACUUUCAAGCAUACCUGAAAUAAUAAACAAAUUUACCAAUCUAUCUGAACUAAAUUUAGGUUACAAUAAUAUCUUUUUCUUGCCAGAAGAAAUUUGUUCUUUAAAAAAUUUGAGUAGAUUAAUAAUAAAUAAUAAUCACUUGACAAAUCUUCCUGAAAAUAUUGGACAAUUGGCAUUGUUAGAAGAAUUAAAAUUACGUCAUAAUUAUUUAAAUGAAUUACCUGAAAGUAUAAAAUUAUUGCACAACUUGAAAUAUAUAGAUCUAUAUAAUAAUGAAUUUGAAAUAGUACCAGAAAUAAUAUUUAAUUUACCAAAUCUGAAAGGAUUAGAUUUUGAACAAAAUUACUUUUCAACUGAAUGUUUAUGGUACACUAGGUGUCCUAAUUAUAAAGAUAUGAGAGAUACUUUGAGACAUUACUGGUUGGAUCCUAUAUUUGGCUAUGAAUCUCCUUGUGGAUCAAAAGUGAAAUCAUUAACUGGAAGUGAAAAAAGUUUUUCAUCAUCAAGCUCUUCGUUUGACGAACGUCUUUUAUGCGUAUUACCAGAAGGAUCUCAUAACGAAAUAUUUGAUGAACAUUGGGAUAGCUCGGAAGAUUCGGCUGAUGAAUUUGAUCCUCACGAAAAUAAAGAACCAAAAAAGCGAACAUUUCCGCCAUUCACAUUUUAUCAGCCAUUUGAACAAAUAUAUCGUCCUGCGGAUUUCCAUGAGGAUCGAAUUAUGACGCGAGUUUUAAAGAUGUUGCAAAACGGGACUUUAGUUUGGCUAUCUAACUACGAGGAAGGUCAAUUCGAAGAUCCUUAAAGAAGAUUGAAAUUGAAGUUGCAUUUGAUUUGACAGUUGUAUAAAGUAUAGUUCAAUGAUUUUUUAUUAUUACAGUUAAUAUAUUAAACAAUUUUAAAAGAAUAUUGUCUAGUUAAACCGUUUAACAUAAGAUAACAAUAUAGUUUCAUAUAAUAUGUGCAUUAUAGUAAAAAGUGAUUUGAUAAUUAUGAUUUAUUACUUUUAUUUUUAUAGUUUAUUAUUG